UUUUGAAACUAUCCAUUGACCGGGAUUGCGCGGUGACUGUCCUAUUCCGCACCAGAGUUGCUGCGCGCUUCUCUUCCCAGCCGCUGUUUCUCCCUUGUGCGACUCCGAUACUACAACUUUUCCAUAUCGACAGUCCUAGCAGUGAAUGCUCAUAUGCCUACCCAGAGUUCACUUUGAAGAGCGUCUUUGGCCUUCGGACUGGCUCACUACCGGACUCCCAUCUUCAUCUUCCAGUGCAUCUCACAAAAGUCGUUUUCACCAUUAAAACGCCACCAUGGUUGGCAAAAAGUCUGGAAAGGCCCUCAAAGAUGAGGGUCUUGAGAGGACGGAUAACAAUAUGGAGCUGUCGAAUUGGCCUCAGAUCGCGCCGAUCAACCAGAAGAAUUACUACACUGAUUAUCUCAAGAGGGACGACCAGUACCUAGCAUUCCGGCUACAAAAUGAGGAGGCGAGGAACAAAAUGGCCAAAACGGCCAAAGACCGCGAUCGCGCUUUAGCCAUGGCGAAAGCGAACGACUUGGGCCUACCCGAAGCAGAGGCUGACGGUGAUGGGGAUACAAAUAUGGAGGAGGGCGCGGAGGAGACAACAGAAACAUUAGGCUCCAAGGUUAUUGUAGUUCAUGUCGGAAGCCAGAAUCUGCGGAUCGGCCUGGCCAGCGACGCACUGCCGAAGACUGUUCCUAUGGUGAUUGCACGAAAAUCAACCACCAGCGAGUCCGAAGACCAUGACGAGCCCCAUCCGAAGCGAUUGAAAAUGGACGAUGGCUCUCUGAUGGAGCCUGAAAAAAUGCUUGGUCCGGAGUUCUCCUCGCAGUAUACCACGAUGGCCGCAGAACUCAAAGCGCAUAUGCGACAAAACAAGCGCAGGACUCUACCGAACUCGAAAGAAAUGGUUAUCAACUACAAUCGGAGAACGGUACCAGAAACCAUCCCAGAACACAAUGACCCGCUGCGUGUCGAAUGGACAGAUAUUACCGACGAUGCACCUGAAUAUAUUGUAGGGCAAGCAGCGCUUAGAAUACCUGACGACUCGAAACCCAGGUACAAGCUCUACUGGCCGAUGCGAUACGGAUGGUGCAACGAGAGAGACUAUGAGAGCAAGAGACUCUUGUUCUUGGACAUCUCACUCAUUCUCGAGGACACAAUCAAAAGCCAAUUGGGCUUGACCAGCAAGAAGGAAUGGCCUCAGUACUCUUGCGUUUUCGUUAUCCCUGACUUGUAUGAGAAGACUUAUAUUACCCAAGUUCUCGAGAUGUUGAUGAGGGAGUUUUCAUUUGCCCGCGUCUGCUUCAUCCAGGAGAGUUUAGCGGCCACCUUCGGUGCGGGAUUCACAUCAGCAUGCGUCGUGGACAUUGGCGCGCAAAAGACGUCCAUCUGUUGCGUGGAGGAGGGAAUGUGUAUUGAGAACUCUCGCGUCAACCUGAAAUUUGGUGGAGCCGAUGUGACCGAGGCAUUCAUCAAGAUGAUGCUCUUCGACCACUUCCCAUACGCGGAGAUCAACCUAUGGCGCCGCUACGACUUUUUACUAGCCGAGGAGCUGAAAAAGAAUGUCUGCACCUUGAACGAAGCAAGUGUCUCAGUGCAAGUGUUCGAUUUUCACCUUCGCAUUGCCGGUCAGGACACCCGGAAGUAUUCCUUCAAAGCGUACGAUGAAGUACAUCUCGCCCCGAUGGGGUACUUCCAGCCCUCGAUAUUCGAUCACUCACGGAAACUCGAAGGAAGAAGAAAAUUCAUCACGCGGUCGGUGGAUAUCUACGACGUGAAUGGUGAAUCCCAAUCAUUCACGUUGGAUGUGCAGUCGACGCCGAGUCGCUCGCACCAAGUGAAUGCACUCAGCCGUGUCCAGGAGCUGGAUGCCACCCCCGAUCUUCGGUUGCCGGCUGGUGGUGCUGGUACCCCACUCCCCGGUGGCCAGGGACAGAGCGCCUCACAACCUCGUGCACCUACUGUCGAGGAGCGAGAUGACGUUCUUCCAGUCUUCCCCUUGGAUAAUGCGAUCCUCACAUCUAUUUCGCAUGCAGCUCGAUCUGAUGAGCGUAAGAUGCGAGACUUCCUCGGAGGAAUCAUGGUCGUAGGAGGCGGCAGUCUUGUCAACGGCUUCCACUCCUUCCUGGAAGAGCGUCUCCAGACGCUGAGACCAGGGUUUGCUAGCGAAAUCAUGGUCGGUACACCUCCAAGAGACCUCGACCCCCAAGUGGUAGUCUGGAAGGGCGCAAGCGUGUUCGGUAAACUGAGCGGAACAAAUGACAGCUGGAUCGGACAAUUGGAAUAUGAUAGACUGGGUCACCGACUGAUGGCGUACAAGUGCAUGUGGGCAUACUAGCUCUUCUUUUCUUAAUACUGCUUUCUCUUUACUUUACUUGUAUCCUACGGAUGACGGAGUUGGUUUAUGGACGACACCACGGGGACUAUUUCAGAACAAUUACGGGUACCUAGCUUAUCAGAGAGAUUCAAUAUUGACCCAAUGAGACCAUGU
This is a messenger RNA of Aspergillus novofumigatus IBT 16806, 2476 nucleotides long. Its product is annotated as putative chromatin remodeling complex subunit (Arp8). The coding region runs from base 275 to 2323 and encodes 682 amino acids. Gene Ontology annotation, biological process: regulation of DNA-templated transcription; double-strand break repair. The record is from RefSeq and is a predicted model, not a curated record. Gene Ontology annotation, cellular component: Ino80 complex. Lineage: Eukaryota; Fungi; Ascomycota; Eurotiomycetes; Eurotiales; Aspergillaceae. The transcript has 6 exons.